This is a messenger RNA of Rhizophagus irregularis DAOM 181602=DAOM 197198, 762 nucleotides long. RefSeq lists its product as uncharacterized. Gene Ontology annotation, biological process: protein phosphorylation; signal transduction. Lineage: Eukaryota; Fungi; Glomeromycota; Glomeromycetes; Glomerales; Glomeraceae. Gene Ontology annotation, cellular component: cytoplasm. The record is from RefSeq and is a predicted model, not a curated record. Gene Ontology annotation, molecular function: ATP binding; protein kinase activity.
AUGUCUCAUAUCAAAAUACCCAAGUGGAUAAAUUUAAUUGAAGAACAUAUUUCAAAAAAACAUAUUAAAUGUUAUGAAUACAACAACUUUUCUAAUCUUAAAGUAAUUGGCACAGGAGGCUUUGGAAAGGUCUAUCGUGCGAACUGGAAAAGUUCUCAUAGUACUUUAGCAUUAAAACCUUUCAACGAUGCUACAGCUGAUAAAAUUGUCUAUGAGAAAUAUAUACUGGUGAUGGAAUAUGCCGACGGUGGUACUCUUCGAGAAUACUUAAAUAACAAUUUUGACAAUCUCACUUGGAACGAUAAAUUAAAAAUGGCACAUCAAUUAACUUGCGCUGUAUCAUACUUACAUGAUAAGAAUAUUAUCCAUCUUAAUUUGCACUCCCAAAACGUGUUAAUCCGUCAAAAUACGAUCAAAUUAACUGGUUUUGGAUUAUCAGAUAUUUCAUGCCAAAAUGGUAUAAUUCCGUAUAUUGACCCAAAAAAAUUUUCUUUAGGUAAUUACACUUUAAAUAAAAAGAGCGAUGUUUAUAGUAUUGGUGUACUUUUAUGGGAAAUGUUAAGUGGUCGGCCACCUUUCGAAUAUGAAGACCAGUAUAAUUUAAGAACACUGAUAUCGCAAGGUCUUAGAGAAACACCUAUUCCAAAUACGCCUAAGAAUUAUGAAAUGAUUUAUACUGGUUGCUGGAAACAUGAACCAUAUGAUCGUCCAACUAUUCAAGAGGUAGUCUCUAGAUUAGAAGCAAUUAUUACGAAAAAUUAA